AUGAACACCAAAUCUAUUUAUCUAACAUGUUUUGCAUGUUUUGUCGAGUGCUUUCCUGUGUUUUUAUCUAUGGUCUUUUUUAUCAUAUCUAAUAUCCAGCAUUAUACCAUGUCUCACAGAAUUGCUGAUUCUGCACAUACACCUACUUAUUUUACUUCUGUGACAUGCGGUACAAUUUUUCUCUGGGAUAGGCGAGGCGAUGAUCCAAACAAUUGGAAAGAAUGGUGCUCCCAUGUUCUCUCUUAUCCAGGAAAAUCAAUACAGCAAAAUAAGAGGGACAUGUUUGUUGCAUUUGAAGGUGUACUUAUGAGUGCAAGGGAGCCUCGAGGAUUUGGGUUUGUCCAGUACUUCAAUCCUGAUGAUGCUGCAGAUGGAAAAUACUACAUGGACGGACAGGUUAUUUGUGGCAAACAAGUAACAGUUUUAUUUGCAUAA
Molecule: messenger RNA, 435 nt
Organism: Triticum turgidum subsp. durum (durum wheat)
Lineage: Eukaryota; Viridiplantae; Streptophyta; Magnoliopsida; Poales; Poaceae
Source: the annotation of a GenBank genome assembly